Messenger RNA from Ipomoea triloba (trilobed morning glory), 1883 nucleotides. RefSeq names its product probable dual-specificity RNA methyltransferase RlmN. The transcript is spliced from 9 exons. Gene Ontology annotation, molecular function: iron-sulfur cluster binding; RNA methyltransferase activity. Gene Ontology annotation, biological process: rRNA base methylation; tRNA methylation. Lineage: Eukaryota; Viridiplantae; Streptophyta; Magnoliopsida; Solanales; Convolvulaceae. The record is from RefSeq and is a predicted model, not a curated record. Bases 23 to 1321 code for a protein of 432 amino acids.
UCUUCCUCUUUGGCCAGUCUUCAUGGUAGGGGUUUAUGCUUUAUCUUCUCGCAGCAUUUUCCUUACGAGUUCUCAAAUGAAAAUGGCUCUCCUUCAGCACGUGUGCACAGCCCCAUUGUCACGUGCCUUCCGUGUCCGUGCUUUCGCCGUCGCUUCCACCGCCGUCACCGGUCCGGUCUCCGUUCCUUCUCUCAAAAAGGCCUCUAAGUCUCAACCGGACUCGCGAGUUCUCCUCGGCAUGUCAGAGCAGGAGCUUCAACAGCUCGCUCUCGACUUGGGUCAGCAAAGUUAUAGAGGGAAGCAAUUGCAUCAUAUACUGUAUAAGAGGAAGGUGAAGGAAAUACAGGAUUUUAUUCAGUUGCCACUGGCAUUCAGAAGUGAACUAGAAGAGGCUGGCUGGAAGGUUGGAAGAUUACCAAUUCACAAGUCCGUCACGGCAGCUGAUGGAACUGUUAAGUUGUUGAUAAAAUUGGAAGACAAUCUACUAGUGGAGACAGUGGGCAUACCAGUUGCAGAUGAUAACGGUUCAUUUCGCUUGACAGCAUGUGUCUCAUCUCAGGUGGGAUGCCCAUUGCGCUGCUCCUUCUGUGCCACAGGAAAGGGAGGAUUCUCAAGGAACCUUAGAAGACACGAGAUAGUUGAACAGGUCUUAGCAAUAGAAGAGGUCUUCAAGCAUAGAGUUACAAAUGUUGUGUUUAUGGGCAUGGGUGAGCCAAUGAUGAAUUUGAAAGAAGUUCUUGAAGCACACCGUUGCCUGAAUAAGGAUGUCCAAAUUGGGCAAAGGAUGAUAACAAUUUCGACUGUUGGAGUUCCAAACACAAUAAAAAAGCUGGCUUCUCACAAACUUCAGUCUACAUUGGCUCUCAGCUUACAUGCUCCAAAUCAGAAACUUCGUGAAAUGAUUGUUCCAAGUGCAAAGGUCUAUCCCUUGGAUGCAAUUAUGAAGGAUUGUAGGGACUAUUUCCUAGAAACUAGUCGACGGGUCUCCUUUGAGUAUACACUUUUAGCUGGAGUAAAUGAUGCAGUUGAACAGGCAAUUGAACUAGCAGAACUACUUCAUAAGUGGGGUCGAGGUCAUCAUGUGAACUUAAUACCUUUCAAUCCAAUAGAGGGCUCUGAAUAUAGGCGUCCAUAUAAAAAAUCAGUUCUUGCAUUUGUAGCUGCUCUAGAGUCCCGUAAAAUAACUGUCAGCGUACGCCAAACACGAGGACUUGAUGCAAGCGCAGCUUGUGGACAGCUGAGAAACGAAUUCCAGAAAAAUCCUUUGCUCGUUGUUCCUGAGAACCAGCAGUCUCAUUCAGAAGUUGCAAUUGCUUCUUGAAACGGUGAACAUUAAGCUUACUCUCAAUGCCUGCUAUGUUAUAUAAUUUGGCAUAUCAUAUAUUCAUAUCGCAGCUCCCCAUAGUUUCACCACACAUUCGAGCUCUCUCUCAGAAUCAUGAUACCCCCCACCCCCCCCCAACCCCCAAUUUGAAGUGUCGAAUGUGGCUGAAUAACGAAGAAUGCUCGCUGAAGAAGCCUGUGCUGCAUUGCUAUCAUGAAUGGGAUACUUUAAUCUGAAAAUGAUGCAUCAAUCUGUUGUUCUGUUUGCUGUUUGGCGUCACAAAAUGCUUUUGAUGAGGGGCGUAUCAAGCCAACUGAGUUUUGGAAUUAGAGGUUUACUGAUGUACAUAGUUGCCUUUGCCUGGACUAAUAUUAUUGCCUUCUGGAGGGGAAGGUCUAGGGUGUAAUGUGCUGACUCAUAUUUGAUAAUACACAUAAUUUGAUGUAAUGUACCCCAAAAAAAAAAAAAAAAAAGGGAGAAAAAGGGUUUGGUCAAAUUUAACUUUUUAUUUUUUAUGAGGUGGUGCUUCAUUAGUGUAUAUCAAAUAUUUUCUUUUUUA